GGAGCGGGGGCCCGGGGCGGGCCGGGCCCGGCGGGGCAGCGGCGCUGAGGAACCGCCCGGCCCCUCCCGACGGGCUCCGGAGCGGCGGGGAGGGGCCGAGGGGGGCCCUGCCCGGCGUGCCCGGCCCCGGCCAUGAGCGGCGCGGCGGAGGCGCGGGAGCUGGAGGAGCGGCUGCGGGAAGCGGCGGCGCUGGGGGACGUGGCGGAGGUGCGGCGGCUGCUGGGCGCGGGGGCGGACAUCGACUCCCGCAACGAGAUCAACGGCUGGACCUGCCUGCACUGGGCCUGUAAGCGGAACCAUGCUCAGGUGGUGUCCUGCCUGCUGGAGGCUGGGGCGGAUAAGCAGAUCCUCACUGCCAAAGGAGAGCUGGCUGCACAGUUAACAACAAAACCAGACAUCCGGAAGAUUUUGGGAGUAGAGGAAGAAACUGAAUGCCAAGGAGUGAAGGAUUUAAAUUUGCCAAUUGUUGCAAACUACUUGGCCAACCCACCAUUCCCUUACGUUUACACCGAAGAAAGCAUUCCAGGCAGCUUGGCAGAAUCCCAGAAUGAAAGUGCUUCCAUCUCUUCUGCUUCCCAGUGUGAAACCAGCCCUUGCCCAUCAACAACUCAGGUCGACAGCGUAUGCACACCCUCGCCAUGCAGCAGCCAAGAGGAUUCCCCCGUGCUGGACGCCACGGCCCCGCCGCCCCCCGUGCCCCCCGUGGGCACAGCCCCGGCACACGCCAGGCCAGCGGUGCCCAACGGUCCCGUGUGCCCCCCGGCCAUGCCCCCCGGCACGGGGCUCUGCUCCCCAGGAGCACCCGGCCAGGCUGGGCCUCUGCAGCCCCACGCGUCAGUGACCAGCCCCACCCCGGCCUUCCAGCCCUUCUUCUUCACUGGGACCUUCCCCUACAGCAUGCAAGAACUUGUGCUUAAGGUGAGAGUCCAGAACCUCAGAGACAAUGACUUCAUUGAGAUUGAACUGGACAGACAAGAACUGACCUACCAAGAUCUGCUCAGAGUGAGCUGCUGUGAAUUGGGCAUUAAUCCAGAACAAGUAGAGAAGAUCAGAAAACUCCCCAACACAUUAGUAAGAAAGGACAAGGAUGUUGCCAGACUCCAGGACUUCCAAGAGCUGGAAUUAGUUCUUGUGAGAAGUGAGAGCUCUCCUUUCCGAAACGCUGCAGCCGCUCUGACAGAGAGGCCGUGCUACAACAGCAGAGCAUCCAAGCUCACUUACUGACUCUUGGAGCUGCAUCUGGAAUGUGAACACCUGGUAAUGACAGGCUGCUGCCUUUGGAAGGCAGUGAGCUGAGUGUGUGUAAAACCUUAAGUUAUUGUUAGGGUUACUAUUUUAACUAAUAGCCUAUAUUUUAUAUUUAAUAACCCCUUUGCUUUUAUUUUUUUACUUGAUACUGUAUUCAGCUAAGGGAUACCUCAUUUGUCUACUAAAAAUUACAUGCUUCCAAUGUAUUUCAAGGAAGUUUAUUGGUUGUAUUUGGCAGCAGAGGGCAGGAAAGACAUAAUUACUCUUAUGAAAAGUAUGUUGAGUAUACCUGCUCUGACCAAAUAAGAGUCAGGGAAAGGAGAUUCGGGAAAUUAUGUAUCUGUGUGUGUGUGUAUAUAUAUAUUAAAAGUUCCUGGUUAAGUUAAACGUCAGAGGGUAUCUAACAGACAAUGAACAGUUUUCUCCCUAAAAAUGAAAAAUGUGCAAGUCCUUAAUCUCUUGCCCCUUCCCAAAGACUCAGAUGGGUUACCUAGAAAUCUUAAUGCUCUGAAGUGACAGGAGAAAACACUUUCACUGGGCUGAAAGUAAAUGGAGUGUGCUCACAUUUAAAUGCUUCUUUCCCAUGUGAGAAUAUUGCACCUUAAGUGAUGGCAUCCCUCCACCAAAUACAGAAGCCUCUCUUAAAUGCUCCCUAAUUAAGUCACAAAACAAGCUGAAGUGCCCUUUCAAGAGAAAGCCCUCAUGCUUCAGGAGAUAGGGAGGGGACCCCCAAUCUGUGUCCAUGGUUUUAUUUAUUUCCUUUCCAACCCCUGUGAGCCAGUGCACUGCUCACACCAGGUGUCAGUCCUGUGUAGUCAGGUAGGCUUUUUGUGGCCCACCCUCAUACAGCAGUUACAGGGUGUGUGGUAGUUUCUGCUGUUUGAGGAGCAGAGGAAGCACAAGUGUCCCUGUGAGGGAUCGCAGCUGGAGGGAGGAAACCACGCUCUUGUGAGCCAGACUGAGUGGGAAACACAGCACAAGCAAGUAACUAACCUUCACUUAACACAAUGUACAGUCUACUCUUGCUGUUUUUCAGUUAACAUCCAUCUGUGGGUUGAACAAAGUAUUUAAGCUGCAGCAUUGCUGGAGCAUAAACAGGCUGGAGCUUUUCCUGUUAACAUGGCAGCCUGCAAAGCUACACUUUUGGAGGCUUUUCGUUUUGUACCAAAAACUAUGAUGCUAACCUUUGCACCAAAACCUUAACUGGGUCCUGAGGUGGGUGGAGGCACGAGGGACUUUUUUUAGCAUGAGCUGAUUUUUCUUCCCCCCUGCCCAGCUGUAUUGAUUUUCCUUCCCUCUCUGCUUUAUGAAGCUGCACUAGAGCAGAGCUGCACAGCUGGUGCUGUAUUUGUUGUUGUUGAUCUGCACUGCAAUGUUGACAGUCAGACUAUAAAUAGUACCAGCACCAUGUUUUGGUAGGAGCAGCGUGGCUGGACCCUCCCAGUGUCCUGCUUUACUCCCAAGGAGCUCCCCAAGCCUGGUGUGUAAGUCUGCUGCAUGCCAGGAGAACACAGAAACCCAUUCUGCCAGCAGAGACUACGGGUUCAGGAUUUCACCAAGUUACUUAGGCUUAAAAUUCCUUCUUAUUGUAUUGAAAAUAAUUAUCAUCCUCUUCCCCACAUGCCCAUAUACAUCUUAUCACCUCAACCCUGCAACUCUCCACUCACAAUCCUGGCCCUUCUCCAGCCAGGAGCUGAGUUACUUUAAUGCCAGAUUCAACUCCUGGGAAGCUCAAGACUGUGACACAGUAUGAAGUAAAAUUUCCUAACUAGGGCUCCCACUUUGUUUUUCUUGUAGGACAGGAAAGGAGGUUUUAACAAUUGUGUAUUUAUCUUUCCAGCAUAGCUUGGAGGUAGCUCAGAUUAUGUGCAAUAACUGUUUGAAAAACAGUAGUGGUUAAAUGGCUCUAAAUUAAUAUGAGUAUCUAAUUUCCAGUUCCUUUGUUUAGGAAGUCAGUGUAAGGACUGUCUCCACUAACUACUGAACAUUCUGCUAUAGGAGCAGCUGGUUUAAAAAAAGCUUUAUUUGCUCUAGUUUCCACCAAGAAUAACUGUUAAUGUGUUAAGACUUUAAACUUUAAUCAUGAUCUAACUGUAACAACAACAGUAAUAAGUCUAUGCAUUCAGAGAAAUAUUUUUGUAUGUUUUAUGCAGUUUGAUAAACUCAGAGGCACACUAAUUAUGUUAACUGUUUUUUGUUGGGUCUUUUUCUUUGAACAAUAACUGUUGGUAUGACAACUGAGACUAAGUUUACAAAACUUACCGUUCUUCCAAGGACUGCUUUUGUUUGCACUACAAACUUGUACUGAACUGACAUUGCUACUAUAAUAAAGUAUCAGUUGUUUCAAGUA
Chiroxiphia lanceolata (lance-tailed manakin) is the source of this 3598-nucleotide messenger RNA. RefSeq names its product ankyrin repeat domain-containing protein 40-like. The coding region runs from base 133 to 1224 and encodes 363 amino acids. Gene Ontology annotation, molecular function: protein binding. The record is from RefSeq and is a predicted model, not a curated record. Lineage: Eukaryota; Metazoa; Chordata; Aves; Passeriformes; Pipridae. The transcript has 5 exons.